GCCAAUGCUAUCUUGAGGGCUGAUUGUCGCUCAAAAAAUGUCGGAUAUAGGUCCGAAGGACUGUCGCAUCCUCCCUUCAGCUCGAAGAGACUGUCACCAUUUUAGGGUCAUGGAUCUUAUCAUAGGAACAAAGCAUUCGCUCUCUCCACUCGGCAAUGCAUCCGGCUCCGGUGCGUGUUGCGGCUUGGGGAUAAGUUCCGAACUUCCCAGACAUGAACAACUGGAGGGUCUGUUUAGCCCCCUGAAUGGAAGCGAGUAUGGCAAAACAGAUAGGAAGAAAGGGAACCGAUUUUCCAAGCCGGGAUUACCAAUUGGCGUGGGAUCUCUAGGGCGCUGGACUGAAGUAAAACCCACACCAUCGCGCACCAGAGACUCGUUUCGUGCCUUUACCGAUUACUCUGUCUCUAUUCGCAAAUGGACCCAAGCAUAUGCAGAUGGUGAAAGCGUACACGUGGCGUGUGCGUCACGUCAGACUAACGAGAAAGAAAUUAGGCCUAUUCCCGGCGUGGGAGUUCCUCGCGUGUCUCCUGUAGCAGAAUUGAUCGGUCUUCGACAUACAUAUUGCUCCCAAGUUAGCAGUGAUGCAUGCUUGGGAAUUUGAAGGCUCACACGGCCACCAGCUACUCUUUCUCGGCUGAAAGCUAAGUCCCAUUGGACCAAUGCGGGAGGUACUAAAUUAUACACGUUACAAUCAAGGGCCCUGUUAUACCGAGAUAUUGCUUGCAGCUGACUGUGAGCUUGGCUCAUCCCCGCAUGGAACAUCCCCGCCAGGCACAAGCACUUCCUCGUGUAACUAUGGCUACAAUUACUCGGCAUUGCAUAUAUAGCUGCGGUUUGCGGUUUUGCUUGCUCACUUCCUCCGCUGUAAUGAAAGAAUUCCUCCAGCUCAAAGCGUUCAUUUUCCUCGCAUCUGUUGUG
Molecule: messenger RNA, 918 nt
Organism: Cantharellus anzutake
Lineage: Eukaryota; Fungi; Basidiomycota; Agaricomycetes; Cantharellales; Hydnaceae
Exons: 5
Coding region: 38-601 (187 amino acids)
Source: RefSeq, a predicted model, not a curated record